Molecule: messenger RNA, 3570 nt
Organism: Ziziphus jujuba (common jujube)
Lineage: Eukaryota; Viridiplantae; Streptophyta; Magnoliopsida; Rosales; Rhamnaceae
Product: cyclin-dependent kinase G-2
Exons: 5
Coding region: 559-2529 (656 amino acids)
Biological process (GO): regulation of mitotic cell cycle; protein phosphorylation
Cellular component (GO): nucleus
Molecular function (GO): cyclin-dependent protein serine/threonine kinase activity; ATP binding
Source: RefSeq, a predicted model, not a curated record
CUUUAAAGCCACCAAACGCGUUUUCGAGGAAAACCACAAGUAGGUUCGCGGUUCGUAACGAUCAUCUUCAGCGUUGUGGUUGUGUGUGGUUUUUUCGAAUCUCUCUGGGAUCGGUCUUCUUCUUCAAUUAUUUGUCUUCCUCUUCAUUCUUUAGCCGGUAAGGCCUUUUCGAUACCUCUGGAUUUUUCACGCCGACUCGCAGAAUCGCAGGUUCUUAGGGUUUUUGUACGCGAUCUGAUUCGUUGCUUGGGUCACCUUUUGUUUUUCUCUCCUAUUCUGAUUUUGAUUUUUAAUUUUUUCCUGUUGAUUUUGUGUUUGCCUUGAUAUCUCUGUUAUCUGUAAAUUGAACGCAAAAAAAAUUAUAUUGUAUUUUUUAUUGUAAAAUUGAGAAAGGGAUAGUUCAUUGGAAUUGUCAAUUUGGGGGUUAGGGUUUUUAAAUUUGUUUGGGAUUGUUCCGGGGUUACUUCCUUUUCUUUUUUCUUUGCUUUUUUCUUCGUUCUUUUUCUUUGUUUCGAGAAUUUGAUUGUUGAUUAAGAAGAGCUGUGGUUGUUCAAUAAUAUGGCGGCAGGGCGUGUAGAUGUUUUGAGGAGGGAUUCCCAUAAUUACUGUAGAAAAGAAUUUGAGUACGGAGAAAAUGGUGUACGUGGUGUGAAAGCUAGGUUCAAUGGAUACCGAUUAUCUGUUGGGUCUACACAAAAUGGUUUCCGUGGUAGAACUGGAGAGCGAGGAUUUGGAAGCAUGUCAAAUGCUACCAAGUCUAGAGUCGAGGAUAGUGAGACCUCGAAUCUUGAAUAUGCGGUUGAAGCUCCUUCCAAGAAGAAGAGAAAGUUCUCACCAAUUGUAUGGGACAGAGAAGAGAAGGAAGCUAGAGUUGUAUCUAAGGACAGAGUUUUACCUAGUGUUCCUCUGCCUUCUCUCUAUCCGAGUCCACAUAGAUCUGAUGUUGCUUCAGAUGCAGAUGUUUCAAAAGUGGAUAUCUUUGAGCCUGAGAAUCUGUCUCAGGGAACAGCACUUUCAACUGCUGAGGCUGCCGUAGCAGAUGGGUUGGUGGGGAUUUGUCAAUCCAAGAACCCAGCUGAUUUGUCUCCUUCACCCUUGCUUAGAGAGCAAUAUGACAAAACACAUGUACAGAUGGAGGAAGAAGUGUUGGUUGAAGCAAGGAACAUUUCAAUGUCGAGAUGGGCCUCUGACAGUGAUUCUCCAAGGGAUAUGUCUGAUGAUGAAUGCACUCCGAACAGGCAGCACUCGAGCCCUGAGAGUGGGGAGUUCCGAAGAGAAGACUCAGUAGGUGGUAGGACCAGAACAUUUGCUUCUGAUGAAGAAGGUUCCUUUUUGGGGUCUGGUAGUGGAGGUAAAUAUUCUGAAAAUGAUUUAACUGAUAAAUCUAUGGUCAUUGAUGAGAACGAUGGUGAGAAUGUUGUUAUUAGCCAGGUUGAAUCUGAUUCUGAGUAUGAUGAUCGUUUUCCAAUGGAGGAGCCUACAGUCUCUAGCCAAAGACAAAUUAACAUGCUUCAGGGUUGCAGAAGUGUCUUUGAGUAUGAAAAACUCAAUAAAAUAAAUGAGGGGACUUACGGUGUUGUUUACAAAGCCAAGGAUAAGAAAACUGGAGAAAUAGUAGCCUUAAAAAAGGUGAAGAUGGAUAUAGAUAGAGAUGGUGAUGGUUUCCCAAUGUCAUCUUUGAGGGAAAUAAACAUUCUCUUGUCUCUUAAUCAUCCUUCAAUAGUGGGUGUUAAGGAGGUUGUUAUGGGUGAUCUUGAUAGUAUUUUUAUGGUUAUGGAGUACAUGGAGUAUGACCUCAAGGGGCUAAUGGAGGCGAUGAAUCAGCCAUUUAGUAUUGGUGAAGUUAAGUGGUUGAUGCUACAAUUGCUAGAGGGUAUUGAGUGUCUUCAUGGAAAUUGGGUGCUUCACAGAGAUUUAAAGACCUCAAAUAUUCUUUUGAACAAGGAGGGUGAGUUGAAAAUAUGUGACUUUGGCUUGUCACGUCAAUAUGGUAGUCCACUUAAGCCAUAUACUCCUUUGGUGGUCACUUUAUGGUAUAGAGCACCCGAAAUUCUUCUAGGUGCACGACAAUAUUCAACGGCAAUCGAUAUGUGGUCGGUGGGAUGUAUAAUGGCUGAAAUGGUAGCCAAGGAACCACUUUUUAGAGGGAAAACUGAAGUUGAUCAGCUUGAUAAGAUUUUCAAGACUCUUGGAACACCAAAUGAGACAGUUUGGCCUGGAUUUUCUAAAUUGCCAGGGGCCAAAGCGAAGUUUGUUAGGCAACCGUUUAAUACAUUGCGCAAGAAAUUUCCUGCUGCAUCUUUCACAGGUUCUCCAGUUCUUUCUGAUUUGGGAUUUGACUUGUUGAGCAAGCUUCUAACUUACGACCCUGAGAAGAGAAUAACAGUGGAGGAUGCUCUUAAUCAUGACUGGUUUCGUGAGGCCCCGCUUCCCAAGACUGAUUUCAAGCCUUCUUUUCCUGAGUUGAAUAGUCAAAAGAGGUACUUAACAGCAGACAGCCUGAGAAACUUUUACAGCAAUAAACCUUAGCUUUUCAAAACCACAUUUCUUCAAAAAUGUUACAGCUGAUUAUUAGGCUUCUACAAAGAAUGGAAGAGACUCCAGAAUCUUUUUAAGGGCGACAAAAGAGGAGCUGCCCUGAGGAUUGUCAUGCACUGCUGGUUUAUUCAGUAAGAGUUGCAUGUUGGUGUACAAUAUUCUCCUUGAAGGUCUGGCAUAAUGACUUAAUGAUUAAACCAAAAAAAAAAAAAAAAAAAAAAAAAUCCCCCUUGUAUAUUAUUUUCAGGAACACCUCAUUAUAAAUGAAAUAUUUGAAGUAUCAUUUUUCCACUUCUAUUCAUGCCUUUGUUCUUUUGUUUUGCGUAUUAAUUUUUGCUAGUGGUAACGGAUCUUUAAAGAAGGGCAUGUGCAUUAUUCACAAGAAUGAUGGGAAACACUUGUCUUAUGGCUUUUCGCUGCUUAUAAUCUUUGGCAAGCACUUCUCUGGUAAGAUUUGCCACUUCUAAUCCUUGUUAGGGAGAUUUUGUAUUCCUUUGUUAUUAUAGCUUCUGUAAUAGAUGUAUAUACUGGUUGUGACGUUGUAAUGUUAUCGACCUGAGAUGCCUUUUGGCUUUUUGUUUGUGCAAGUGAUGCCAACAUCAGUUGCCCCUCACACUAGACAGGGUCCAUUAAUCUCUUCUUCUAAGGGAAGGUUUCUUUGUUUUUAUCUUACAUUUUUCUUCAGUUUCACAUUCUGAAAUUGAUUUCUCUGAAAACUAAUCUACUCUCAAUCCUGUAGUUCUUUAAAUGGGCUUCUAUUGGAAGUCUCAGAUGAUGAUGGAAGGUGAUCAUGUUGGUAUAAAAGAGUAAAUGACCCACGAAGUUGUUGGGGGUGGAGGUGGAAAUGUAAAAAAAGCUAAAAUGAUUAGUCGCUGUUUCUUUUCUCUUUUCCUUUUAUUAUUCUUUUUGUUUUUUUUGGGGUUAUAUUAUUAUAUAGCAAAAUCGUUUCAGGUUACAUUAAAACGUUUAUGACACUGAGUAAAUGUGCUCGAUGGUUUUUUAUCCGAAAUCGAUGAGAUAUUGGCCCUUAUC